Messenger RNA from Xylaria bambusicola, 444 nucleotides. RefSeq lists its product as uncharacterized. Bases 110 to 385 code for a protein of 91 amino acids. The transcript has a single exon. The record is from RefSeq and is a predicted model, not a curated record. NCBI's taxonomy places the organism in Eukaryota, Fungi, Ascomycota, Sordariomycetes, Xylariales, Xylariaceae.
UGAUAUUUAGUCUGUCUUUAUAGAAUGGUUCUAGCGCGAGCCACAAGCAGCUUGUGACAACCACCUCCAACUCGACCGUUAGAAAGGGGGAGAAAUAAAACCACCAAAUAUGUGUACAGAAACGGCAUACACGCUUAGGUGUGAGCACGUCGUCACCCGCAGGCUCUACUGCUCAGACGCUCCUCCUCCGCCCACGAACCCGCGGUCUCGAGGGGGUGAGCGAAGGACCUGCAGAAAAUGCAUCCGCAACUCGGUGCCCUGGCCGCCGCCGCCAGAAUAUGGAGGAGCGCCCAGCCGAUGCCCCUUAGCCAGGUGUCCGUACGAGGAGCGUGGCGGUUGUUGGAACUGCUGUUGGUGUGGGAAGGAAUGGAACGAGAAAGGUUAGUUUAGCUUAGCCCGUGCACACAGUAACACACAGACGAACCAAAGAGAAAGGGGAGAAAA